UAUUUAUACAGUUGUGGAUUGGUAUUUUGUUUCCGGGACAAGAAGGAAAGCGAAGAAAGGUGGACAAUGGCAUCAAGCACGAUCCGGAAGGCCAUCGGCACCAUGAAAGACCAGACGAGCAUUGGCCUUGCUAAGGUAUCUAGCACCAUCGCACCCGACCUCAACAUAGCGAUCGUGAAGGCAACGAGCCACGAAGAUGAACCCUCAGACGAGAAGCACAUCCACCAGAUCAUCAACACGGUUUCUUACUCCCGAGGGUACGCAAGCGCAUGCGUCUCCACCAUCUCCCGCCGCCUCGACAAAACUCGCGACUGGAUCGUUGCCCUCAAAACCCUGAUGCUUGUCCAUCGUCUCCUCACCGAAGGCUUAACCGCUUUCCACCACGAGCUCCUCUACGCCACUCGCCGUGGCACACGCCUCCUCAACAUGUCCGAUUUCAGGGACGAGGCUCACUCCAGCUCCUGGGAUCAUUCCGCCUUCGUCCGCGCCUACGCGUUCUAUCUUGAUCUGCGCCUUGAAUGCAUAAAUCGUGACUACAAACAGAUCGAUUCCCCUCGCGAGCAGCAGCGAUCACUGCCGUUUUGCACCUACUCGUGUUACAGCAAUCCCGAUCUUUACAGGAGAAACCCUAUUUCGAACUUCACUCCAACCCAGGGUGAGGAGAGGAGACCAGGUACUCCUCUAAGGGAGAGGAAUCUGGAGAAUGUGUUGGGGUGGAUGAACCAGCUACAGCAGCUGUUUGAUCGACUUCUGGCAUGCCGGCCCAUUGGUUUGGCAAAGAGCAACAGGAUGAUUGUUGUUGCGCUCUACCCAAUCAUUAGAGAGAGCUUCCAGCUCUACGCCCACAUCUGUGAGAUACUGGACCUGCUUCUGGACCGUUUCUUUGAAAUGGAGCAUUCUGACUGCGUGAAGUCUUUCGAAGCUUACGCGAGCGCAGCUAAGCAGAUAGACGAACUUUAUGCAUUCUAUGGGUGGUGCAAGAGCACGGGGGUAGCAAGAUCUUCUGAAUUUCCGGAGGUUCAGCGCAUAACAGAUAAACUUCUGGAGAUGUUGCAGGAGUUCAAGAAGGACAGAGCAACGAGGCCAAAUAGCCCUCUGAGGCACGCGGAGCGGGCUCUUACUGUACAGGAAGAAGAGCCGGUGCGGGGUAUGAAUGUUCUAAAGGCCAUUCCUGCACCCUCAGAUUAUGAGGACAAGGCAGAGCAAAAUCCUCAGAGCCAGCCUCAGUUCCUAGAUGUUUUGGUUGAUCUCAGGGAGGAUGAUGGGACUGCAGAUGCUCAAGGACUUAAGCUUGCAUCAGCCCUUUUCUUCAGUGGUGCAGCUGGGACUGGGAAUUGGACAUGGGAGGCAUUUUCUUCCUCUGAUGUUUCUGGGAAAGGCAAUGCGACCUCAGUCUGCGAGAGACCAGAUCCUGAUGAAGGGAAUGCUGAUUGGGAACUUGCUUUGGUUGAGGCAGCCGGUAAACUUGCGAAGCAGAAGACUGCAUUGGGAGGAGGCAUUGAUCCUCUGCUUCUCAAUGGGAUGCAUGACCAUGGAGCGGUGAGGCAACUUGUGAGUGCUCACGCAAGCAUUGGUAGUGCGAACAGUGUUGACUUGCUGGUACCUGUCCUGGCAUUGCCAGCAUCUGAUGGUAUUGUUCAAAACAUUGGAGGAGAUCCCUUCGCUGCAUCCCUAAGCAUUCCUCCUCCAUCCUAUGUGCAGAUGUCUGACUUCGAGAAGACGCAUCUACAGCUGCUGCAGGAGCGGCAGUUGUGGCACCGGCAUACUCAGGGUGGAAUGCUGGAGCAGGCAAGCCUGGCUAAGCACAGCAAUGCUCAUUAAAACCCAAACCCUUCCUUCAUGCUACCACCCAAACAUCAAAUGUAAGUGUGUAGCGUUGGUUGCUCUAAUAUCUGUUGCUUUAAACAUCAGAUGCUCUGUUCUCCGGCGUAUCAUAAAAUGUAUGACUUGAAACUCUUGAUAUUUAUUCUAAAUCAGAUCAAGACCGCCCUCAAAUUCAGAUUUUUAGCUAUAUGGGAGUGCAAUUUAGCAUUUUGUCUUGUGGAAGGGAAAGCUUAAGUAAUGCUCAGUUAUCUCUAUUACUAAUGCUGAACUUUUUUCUGCUAUAGUUGUCUAGUAUUUUUAUUUAGUUUUACAGAUAUGCUCGGAAAUUGGUUUACUUUUUGGAGCAUUCCUUGGAAAUCUUUUGUGGUGCCUUCUGCGUGAUACCGAAAUGCAGCUUUCUGGACAUUAUUUCUCUUAUAUUGAAGAUGAAAGAAGUUUGGCAUAUUGACUGGAAUAAAUUGCAUUAUCUUUCUCGGUUGGUCUAUGCUUUCUUUUUGGGAUUAUAAAGUGAUAAUCCGGGUUUGUAUUUUCUUAGUUUUUACCUGGUGUAGUGACCCCAUAGGUCUUGUUUUGUGUA
Messenger RNA from Phalaenopsis equestris, 2401 nucleotides. Its product is annotated as probable clathrin assembly protein At4g32285. Bases 67 to 1821 code for a protein of 584 amino acids. The record is from RefSeq and is a predicted model, not a curated record. Gene Ontology annotation, cellular component: clathrin-coated pit; clathrin-coated vesicle. Gene Ontology annotation, biological process: clathrin coat assembly; clathrin-dependent endocytosis; vesicle budding from membrane. Gene Ontology annotation, molecular function: phosphatidylinositol-4,5-bisphosphate binding; SNARE binding; clathrin heavy chain binding. The transcript has a single exon. NCBI's taxonomy places the organism in Eukaryota, Viridiplantae, Streptophyta, Magnoliopsida, Asparagales, Orchidaceae.